AUGUCAGCCGCAACUCGACUACCCGUUGUGGGUGGCACUCUCGUCGCUGCCGGAGCGGUGAUCGCAGCCUGGCGACAUCCGGCCGUCCAGGAGUUCAUUGAGCAACGACUUGGGUCUUCGGCCAGCUCCAUCAUGCUCAAGGCAUUGAUAGCCGGAGUAGCUCUAAUCAACCUCAAGAAUAUACCUGGUUUCUGGCAUGUACGUUGAUUGCCCUUAGGACAGAUCCCGUAUUCCUGGAAGAGUGCUGACAUGGGACUACCAGAUUCGCGUACUACGGGGCAUCAUCUAUCAGAUCUACUUCCAGCGCAACAAAAUCCCCCCGAAGCAUCUCUUCGCACCCAUGAUAACGCAAUCGUACAACACGCCCUACGACACCGACUACAAUUUCCACAAAUCGAACUCGACGUAUUUCGCCGAUCUCGAUGUUUCAAGAGCGCAUUUCAUGGGAGCUAUCAUCCGAACAGGUCUUGCAAGAUUGAACGCAGGAGAUCAAGAGGGGCUCCCCAAGUCCACGAUCGAAGUCAAGGGAAGAUACGUGGUAGCGCUGGGCGCAGUGAGCUGUUUCUUCCAGAGACAGAUCGAGCCCUUGGAGAGCUUUGAGAUAUACACCAGAGUCUUGACAUGGGAUCGCAAAUGGCUGUAUACAGUCUCGCAUAUCAUACGCAAGGGAGCGAUCAGGCCGGAUUCGUAUGUGCUCCAGCCGUGGAAGGACAAGAAACGGCGAGAAGCAGCAAGGAAGCAGGAAGAGGAUCUGACGAAGCAUAUCUUCGCGACGAGUGUGGCGCGAUAUGUCUUCAAGAAAGCCCGGCUUACACUCAAUCCCGAGAUUGUGCUGGAACGGUCGAGAUUGCUGCCUGCGAGGCCUUCAGGAGUCGGAUACCCCCCUCGUGCGGAGGAGUCGGCUUCCAGCACGCCCGCGGUCUUCACGCCGGGAACGCCGCAAGGCAAUGGCAAGAUUUCGACGGAUGCGAACGAUCUGGGUUCGAGGUUGGCGAACGUAGACAAGAGCGCAAGCACUGCAGACGAGGAAUGGACGUGGGAGGACAUGGAGACUGAGCGUCUUCGUGGCCUCGAGAUCGCGAAACAUUUCGACGCUCUAGGAGCAGCUCAUGGAGAGUUGAGAGGCGGCGAUGUCCUGGGCAAGUUUGGGGACUAUUGGUGA
Molecule: messenger RNA, 1162 nt
Organism: Lecanosticta acicola
Lineage: Eukaryota; Fungi; Ascomycota; Dothideomycetes; Mycosphaerellales; Mycosphaerellaceae
Source: the annotation of a GenBank genome assembly